AUACAUACACACUCUCUCUCUCUCUCUCUCUCUCUCUCUCUCUUUCACUAGUGCUGUUCAGGUUCCUAUAGAUAACACUACUAUGGCUCCAAAGAAGGAAAUGCCAGCAAAAAAGCCAAUUGGAAAACCUGUUGCUCCAGCAGCUAAGACAAAAGCACCAGAACCAGCAGCCAAAGCUAAAGUACCAGAGCCAGCACCUGCAGUAGUACUCGAACCAGUACCUGAAAAGCCCAAGGAGCCCGCACUGGACCUGUCUAAAGUGGUGAUUGAAUUCAAACCUGAUCAAAUAGAUGAGUUCAAGGAAUCGUUCUUCCUUUUCGAUCGAACUGGAGAUGGCAAGAUUACCUACAGUCAGUGUGGUGAUGUCAUGCGAGCCCUUGGCCAGAAUCCAACCAAUGCAGAAGUCCUGAAGGUACUGGGCAACCCCAAAGGAGAUGAAAUGAAUACAAAAUAUUUGGACUUCGAGCAGUUCCUUCCCAUGCUGCAGGCAAUUUCAAAGAAUAAAGACCAGGGGACCUUCGAGGACUUUGUAGAAGGGCUAAGAGUCUUUGAUAAAGAAGGGAAUGGUACUGUGAUGGGAGCUGAACUGCGCCAUGUCCUCGCCACUCUUGGUGAGAAGAUGACUGAGGAAGAAGUAGAGACGCUCCUGGCUGGACAUGAAGAUUCAAAUGGCUGCAUCAACUAUGAAGCAUUUAUCAGACACAUCAUGUCAGGGUGAAAUGGUUUGUUGGAGCUGGUCCGAAUGGUGUUGAGCGGCUGAGGAGCAGGAUGCAAGCUUUUUCUUGAUGCCUUUUAUUUAAGUGCCUUUUUUAUGUAAAAUAUAACGUUCCAGUUCAAAAGGUUGUAUCCCCACCCACCCUUUUUUUAUGACUGUGCAUCAGUUUUGAGUGGGGAAGGUAUUUCAAGGAAACCUUAAAUUGUUUUGCUCCAAAGGUAUUAGAAUUCUGAAGCAGCUGAUGAUCCUUCCCCUCCACUUCGCAGUUUAAUUUGCAUUGCAUACCCACACUUUUCUUUUUCUAUGUGGGGAGCAGGCACAUAUGUUUUCUUUUCAGUGCUGUAUUGUGUAAUUUAAAUAAAAUGUAAAUUUAAACAUGAAA
Protopterus annectens (West African lungfish) is the source of this 1097-nucleotide messenger RNA. Its product is annotated as myosin light polypeptide 6. Gene Ontology annotation, cellular component: myosin II complex. The transcript has 7 exons. Bases 83 to 718 code for a protein of 211 amino acids. Gene Ontology annotation, molecular function: structural constituent of muscle; calcium ion binding. The record is from RefSeq and is a predicted model, not a curated record. Lineage: Eukaryota; Metazoa; Chordata; Ceratodontiformes; Protopteridae.